Molecule: messenger RNA, 846 nt
Organism: Malaya genurostris
Lineage: Eukaryota; Metazoa; Arthropoda; Insecta; Diptera; Culicidae
Product: craniofacial development protein 2-like
Exons: 1
Coding region: 1-846 (281 amino acids)
Biological process (GO): chromatin remodeling
Cellular component (GO): nucleus
Source: RefSeq, a predicted model, not a curated record
AUGCGGCGCUCAUCAAGUAGAAACCUAUCAACCAUAAUCCAAUGUUGUGCGCUAACCGAUGCUGCCGAGCUACAGGAUAAGGAGAAUUUUUACAGUGAACUAGAUGCCGUCGUGGAUAAAACUCCAAAGGGUGAUAACAAGAUCUACACCGGCGACUUCAAUGCGAAGAUCGGCUCCGAUAACAUAGACUAUGAGCGUGUCAUGGGGCACCAUGGUCUUGGAGAUAUGAGCGACAACGGUGAGCUGUUUGCAGAGUUCUGUGGCAAUAACGACAUGGUGAUCGGAGGUUCGCUCUUCUCCCAUCGCCCAGCGCAUAAAGUCACGUGGGUUUCCCGCGAUGGGCAUACAGAAAAUCAAAUCGAACACAUCUGCAUCAGCCGGAAAUGGAGACGGAGCCUUCUUGAUGUCCGGAAUAAACGCAGUGCCGACAUCGCGUCUGACCACCACCUUCUCAUCGGAGAGAUUCGCCUACGUAUUGCGCGGGUCAUGCGACAGGAGGAGAGACUGGGUCGACGAUUCGACACAUGCCGAUUAGAAGACCCAGCAGUUAAGAGGUCAUUAGUGGAAGAACUGGAGACCAGAGCUGCGGGUAUUCCUGAAGGUGGCAGCGUAGAGGAACAGCGGACGGCGUUCAAGAAUGCCUUUACAGAGACCUGCCAAAACAACCUGGGUGAACUGUGCGCCCGGAGGAAGGAGUGGAUCACGGAUGAUACCUGGCGGAAAAUCGAAACGAAGAGACGUAAAAGUCGCGAUAGAGCGAGCGAGAACCAGAGAAGUGGAGCGCCAAGCCCACCAACAGUAUUCGGCCCUCUGAAAGGAAGUAAAACGCUCGUGCAGGCGGGAUAA